This is a messenger RNA of Anguilla anguilla (European eel), 2464 nucleotides long. RefSeq names its product aarF domain containing kinase 1 (gene adck1). Lineage: Eukaryota; Metazoa; Chordata; Actinopteri; Anguilliformes; Anguillidae. Bases 160 to 1725 code for a protein of 521 amino acids. Gene Ontology annotation, biological process: lipid homeostasis; mitochondrion organization. The record is from RefSeq and is a predicted model, not a curated record. The transcript is spliced from 12 exons. Gene Ontology annotation, cellular component: mitochondrial inner membrane.
AGUGGGGGAAUAUCUGAAUAUAAACUACAUUACCCGCCAUGCCAUUCACACCCCCGGUUAAAAAACAAAAGGAGAGUUGAGAGGUCACGAGAAACCGUUUGGGACACCCUGUAAGCUGAUGUUGAGGGCAGUCUCUACCCCACAUUUAAGGGGCCUCCCAUGGCUGGACGGCUGUUGAAAGUGUCCUCUUUAGCCACCGCAGUGUUUGCCUCCUCCGGAUUCUAUCUGUACAGCAAGCAUGUGGAUCCCAGUGACAUCAGCCUCAUUAGGUUUGGAAGAGCUGCAGCUACGACUGCAGUUAUCAGUUAUGACUACAUGACAUCCCUUCGAAAUGUGGAUCACGGGACAGAGGAGUAUUGGGCCCUCAAAUCGAAGGUACACCGGCGUUCAGCGGAGCGGCUCAAAGACCUGUGCUGUGCCAACCGGGGCACCUUCAUCAAGGUGGGCCAGCACCUGGGCGCCCUGGACUACCUGCUGCCCGAGGAGUACACCAGCACGCUGAAGGUGCUCCACAGCCGCGCCCCGCAGAGCUCCAUGGAGGAGAUCCGGCAGGUCAUACGCGAGGACUUGGGCAAAGAGAUCGGGCAGCUGUUCGCGAGCUUCGAGGAGACGCCCCAGGGCGCGGCGUCGCUGGCCCAGGUCCACCGGGCCGUGCUGACGGACGGGAGGACGGUGGCCGUCAAGGUGCAGCACCCCAAAGUGCAGGCCCAGAGCUCCAAGGACAUCCUGGUCAUGGAGUUCCUCUUGCAGGCUGUCCAUUGGCUCUUUCCUGACUUCGCCUUCAUGUGGUUGGUGGAGGAGGCCAAGAGGAACAUGCCUCUGGAGCUGGACUUCCUGAACGAGGGCCGGAACGCCGAGAGGGUGGCGGAGAUGCUGAAGCGCUUCGAAUUCCUGAAGGUUCCCAAGAUCCACUGGGACCUGUCGACCAAACGCAUUCUGACCAUGGAGUUUGCGGAGGGGGGGCAAGUCAAUGACAGGGAGUACAUGGACAAACACGGCAUCGACGUCAAUGAGGUUUCCCGGAACCUUGGGAAGAUGUACAGUGAGAUGAUAUUCGUGAAUGGUUUCGUGCACUGUGACCCCCACCCUGGAAACGUGCUGGUGAAGAAGUGCCCGAAAAGCAAUAAGACCCAAAUUGUGUUACUCGAUCAUGGCUUGUAUCAGACGCUGAACCAGGACUUCCGCCUGGACUACUGCCGUCUGUGGCAAGCCCUGAUGAAGGCGGACCUGAAGGGCAUCGAGCGGUACAGCCGGCGCCUGGGAGCCGGGGACCUGUACCCCCUCUUCGCCUGUGUGCUCACCGCCCGCUCCUGGACCUCCGUCACCGGGGGCAUCAGUCAGACCCCCGUCACAAAUUCAGAGGACGUGGAGAUCCGGACGAACGCUGCCCACUAUCUACCUCAGAUCAGCGACCUGCUGAACAGGGUCCCCCGGCAGAUGCUGCUCCUGCUGAAGACCAACGACCUCCUGCGGGGCAUCGAGACCACCCUGCGCACCCGCGCCAGCGCCAGUUCCUUCAUCAACAUGUCGCGCUGCUGCGUGCGCGCCGUGGCCAGAUACAAGAGGAGUAAGACCCGGUCUCGAUUCCGGAGGAUGCGGAUCAACCUGUCCGAGGCCAUCACCCUGUUGCAGAUCAAUGCGUACGAACUCUUUCUGUGGAUCAAGGGAUCGCUACUGGGUCGCUGGGUUACUAGUCUACUUGGACAUCUGCAAUAUGCACACUGACCUCAACUUUCUUUCUAUUUACAGUACUCUAUCUGAGGAUUUUUAUUUAUGUUCGUUUGCCAUUAAUAAAUGAAAUGAAAAUAUGAAUAUGUGAUUUGCUAUAAAUAAGUGUUCCUUGGUGUUUGGUCAAGAAGAAGUUGCAAUGGUGUGCCUGUAUGAUGACAUCAUCUCAGUCCUGGUACACAACAAAGCUCAAGUUUGAAAGCACUGCAGCUUUUUAAAUCAUUGUAAGCAGAUGCUUACAUGUGUUGUAUUAGACCACUGAGCAAAUGUUAUCUAACACAUUGUGCUGAGAAAUCCAAUCCAGUGUUAGGCUACAACAUUUCUGCUGCCUAUCUUGUACCAUUUUAACAGCCAUAUGGUUGAAAAUCUCAGAAUAGUCUUUGCAUAGCCAAAUCAUUUUCACUCUGUCCUAGAACAAUAUUUAACUUACAGCACAUUUAUUUUGUAGAGCUAAUCUUUUAAGCAACUUUUCAUCUCUUAUUUUUACAUUUUCCUCCCUCAUUUUGUUUCCCUCCCAGUUUUUAAAUGCCAAAUGCUUGAGUAUUUUUGGCCUGUGCCGUUGCUGAAACAUAUUUUUGGGAGGGUUGGAGAUGAGCAUGGCUGUCCUCCAAGUCAGCCAGCCUCAUGCCUAAACUUUGAUGAAAAGGAUUAUUACUACUGAAUGUGCAUACACCAGUUAUCAUACCAGAACAUACUGUACACAAGACCUCAAUUUCUCUGUACAUUUAUUACAUGU